Molecule: messenger RNA, 1034 nt
Organism: Anopheles coustani
Lineage: Eukaryota; Metazoa; Arthropoda; Insecta; Diptera; Culicidae
Gene: U2A
Product: probable U2 small nuclear ribonucleoprotein A'
Exons: 3
Coding region: 79-837 (252 amino acids)
Biological process (GO): mRNA splicing, via spliceosome
Cellular component (GO): U2 snRNP
Molecular function (GO): U2 snRNA binding; protein binding
Source: RefSeq, a predicted model, not a curated record
CGCUUUGCUUCACUUGCAGUUUUGGGUAAAACAUAAACAUUUAUUUGCCACUGAAAAUUGCUUGUAAAAGGGCACAAAAUGGUGAAACUAACGCCAGAUCUGAUCAAUCAGUCGAUGCAGUACAUGAAUCCCUGCCGGGACCGUGAGCUUGAUCUUCGUGGAUACAAAAUACCACAGAUUGAGAACAUGGGUGCCACCCUGGAUCAAUUUGACACGAUAGAUUUCUCCGACAAUGACAUUCGCAAACUGGAUGGGUUUCCUCGGCUUCCGCGACUGAAGUGCCUUCUGCUCAACAACAAUCGGAUCGUACGAAUCAGUGAGAACCUUCACGAAUCACUACCCAAUCUUCAGAGUGUUAUACUUACGGGGAAUAACAUACAGGAGUUGGGAGACUUGGAGCCGCUGACAAAGUUACCCAACCUCGAAACGCUCAGCUUACUGACAAAUCCUGUGUCGACCAAGCAACACUAUCGUGAGUAUUGUGCUUUCCGUUUUCCCAGCCUACGGCUUCUAGAUUUCCGAAAGAUUAGACAAAAGGAACGCGAGGCCGCCAACCAACUGUUCAAGUCCAAAAAGGGAAAGGAAAUGCACAAAGAAAUCAUGCGUAAAGCGAAGCAAGCGAUGCCAGGAGUGGUUGGAACAACGACGCCCGAAAAGCAAGCAGUCCAAAAUGCCACACCAGCAGAUAUUCAAAAAAUCCGGGAGGCGAUCAAACGGGCCACCAAUCUGCACGAAGUGGACCGACUCAACCGUAUGCUACAGUCUGGGCAGAUCACUGGGGAUAUAAUGAAUGGUAACGAGGCUGCUAUACAUCUAUCCAAUUCGAAUCAUGCCUAAAGGACAGGUGAUUUAUAAUAUGCAAUAAUACUUUGCUUUAUUUCCCACUUACAUUAGGCAACAACGUCAUGGAAACAGAGUAAACACUCGGAUAGGAACAGAUAAAACGCUACUACAAACUGGUCAAAUGUCUGGUCGAGAAGUACAUAAAAAUAAAGCACACGGCGAUCACUUGAUCCGGUCCAGUAAUUGCUGCA